UCCAUAAAUCUCACGCCAAAAAUGCCAUCAAAGUUAUUCAGUCAACUCUUGGUUCAAAUCGGUAGACCAGUCGUCUUCUCAUCUGGUGCCAACAAGGGAAAGUUAGCCGUUAUUGUUGAUAUUCUCGAUGCCAACAGAGUUUUGGUUGAAGGUGAACAAAUCCCAAGACAUAUUGCUUGUACUGGUGAUAUUCAAUUGGUUAACGCCCUCGCUGCUGUUACCUCUGCUUCCACCACUGAAGAAGUCGUCAAGGCUGCCCAAUCAUCUGAAGUCCAAUCUGCUUAUUUGGCCAGUCCACUUGUUAAGUUGCACUUGAAGAGAGUUAAGAGACAAAACUUGACUGAUUUCGAUAGAGUCAAGGUUCAAAUCUUGAAGAAGAAGAAGAACGCUCUCAUCAGAGAAAAGCUCUCUGCUUUGGUCCAAAAGAACGGAAGUGAAGUUGUGAAGAAGCUCGCUGCUAAGAACGCUCCAUUGAAGCAAUAAAUUUUAUAAAACAAUAAUUAAAAUUCACAAA
Molecule: messenger RNA, 514 nt
Organism: Naegleria gruberi
Lineage: Eukaryota; Heterolobosea; Eutetramitea; Acrasida; Naegleriidae
Product: large subunit ribosomal protein L14
Exons: 1
Coding region: 22-483 (153 amino acids)
Biological process (GO): ribosomal large subunit biogenesis; translation
Cellular component (GO): cytosolic large ribosomal subunit; ribosome
Molecular function (GO): structural constituent of ribosome; RNA binding
Source: RefSeq, a predicted model, not a curated record